AUAAAAACAGCAUUCUCUUGGUAAUCUGUCAGUUGGAACCAGAGUUAACUACAAUCUUUACACGUGUCGGUAUGCUGAUAUUUUAUAGUGCAGAAAUGUAGGAACGUGGUGUGGACAGCUGGGAAUUAACAGGAUGAAAGAGGAACUAGAAUGUUUGAAGACCCGGCUCAAUGACUGUAAAUCACAAACAGCAGCGCCAACAACCAGUCCAACUACAGAAGCGCCUACAACUUUAACAUCUGCUUGUGUUAUCGUCUGCUACGAUCAUGAUGAAGUCGCUUUUUGUCUACCUGGCUGCCACGUCCGUCAUACUCGUGACGAAUGCUCAAACUCCAUCGUGCGACACAGUGAACUGCUUCAAUGGAAAAUGUGAGAUGAUCAACAACCUGCCCAAGUGUGUCUGCACCACCGGCUUCCUCAACAGCAUCCUAGACGACACCAUAUGCAUAGAUAUUGACGAGUGUAUCAACGGCACGACGUGUCGGCCCGGCGGUCGGUGUGUUAACUUACCGGGUCGUUAUUACUGCAUGUGUUACGCAGGAUACCAACCAGUCGACGCGGCUUCCACUUCCUGCAUUAAUCCCUACAUGUUAUAUUAUCAACGGUCACCAUACAUGUCACCCUGGUGGUCGCGUAUGAUGCGGAUGAUGUCGCCGAUGAUGCAAAUGGGAUCGCCGAUGAUGCAAAUGGGAUCGCCGAUGAUGCAAAUGUUUUCGCCGAUGACACAAAUGAAUUCGAUGAUGCAGAUGCGGUGGAUGAUGGAAAUGAUGGAUUAAAUCAGUCUAAUACUGGAAUUGUUGUGACUAGACUUGUUUUUUCAACGUCAUCCACCACAGGACCAUUUGAUUGCUGUCAGAAUGCAAAGUAGAAAAAGAAAACCACAAAUAAAUUAAAUCACUAACAAUCGGAAACAGAAGACGUCUUUCGCCUUUCCGAAUUGAAAGUAUCAUGUGUUGAAGAUACAUGUUUCUGUUCUUCAUUAUAUUGUACAUAUACUGUAAGGUAAAAUAAACUUAUUUUAUACUC
Molecule: messenger RNA, 1026 nt
Organism: Gigantopelta aegis
Lineage: Eukaryota; Metazoa; Mollusca; Gastropoda; Neomphalida; Peltospiridae
Product: latent-transforming growth factor beta-binding protein 2-like
Exons: 7
Coding region: 267-776 (169 amino acids)
Molecular function (GO): calcium ion binding
Source: RefSeq, a predicted model, not a curated record